Amyelois transitella is the source of this 4855-nucleotide messenger RNA. RefSeq names its product protein sidekick-1. The transcript is spliced from 7 exons. Lineage: Eukaryota; Metazoa; Arthropoda; Insecta; Lepidoptera; Pyralidae. The record is from RefSeq and is a predicted model, not a curated record. Gene Ontology annotation, biological process: synapse organization. Gene Ontology annotation, cellular component: neuron projection membrane. Bases 50 to 964 code for a protein of 304 amino acids.
AGGCGUGUACGGAGAGGAUGAGCGGAGAGUGGGGGUGUGAGGAACUCCAAUGAGGGGAGACAUGGCGACCAAGAUGCUUCUCUCGCUGCUAUUGCAUUGCGUCUGCGUAGCCACCACCGCCAACAUACCCAGUUCAGGUGCAAGCGUCCUAGCAGGAGUGGCCGGGAGCGAGGGCGCGCGUCCAGACCGUCCCUAUUUUGACGACGUAUCGCCCAGAAACGUAUCGGCGGUGGUCGGCCAAGCGGCCGUGUUGAGAUGCAGGGCGAAACAUAUAGGGAACAGAACUGUAUCUUGGAUGCGAAAACGCGACCUUCACAUCUUAACAUCCCACAUCUUCACAUACACGGGGGACGCCCGCUUCAGCGUGCUACACCCUGAGCCUUCAGAUGACUGGGACCUCAAGAUAGACUACGUGCAGCCGAGAGACGCGGGAGUGUAUGAAUGCCAGAUAAAUACCGAGCCGAAGAUCAACAUGGCCGUCAUUUUGACUGUUGAAGGUGAAUAUGAGUUCCCACACCCCGCGACACAGGCCCCGCCCCGCUCCUCAGCGGCGGCGGCGACCAUCUGGGGUUCUCAGGACGUGUAUGUGAAGAAAGGCAGUACGAUAUCGCUGACGUGUUCAGUGAACGUCCACUCCUCGCCUCCUUCCAGCGCCUCUGUUUUAUGGUACCACGGCAACUCGGUAGUGGACUUCGAUUCCCCCCGAGGGGGCAUCAGCCUGGAGACAGAGAAGACAGAAGGGGGCACCACCAGCAAACUGCUGGUCACCAAGGCGGCUCUCACAGACUCUGGGAAUUACACCUGUGUACCGAAUAAUGCACACCCCGCUUCUGUGUCAGUUCACGUACUUAAUGGUGAGCAUCCAGCCGCAAUGCAGACCAGCAACAGAGCCUCGUCCUACCUCACGUCCCAGCUGAGCUGCGCAGUCUUCACCUACCUCCUGUCGUCUAUGGUCUGCAGAUGAUGGGCUUCACAGCUCACGGAAAUUGGGGCUUUUGGCUUCUACUGAGAUUUAGUUAUAAUGUACUUGUUAAUUGACACGGUGUAAUGAUAUCGUAUGGAUAGUUUAUUUGAUUAAUGUCAUCGUUAUCGGGAUGUGUAAGGCUUUGGAUCGAAUCAUCAAUAACAAGUUUCUCAUAAACUCGUCUUAAUCCUUUCAUCAUAAUGUUUUUAGUUUGAUUUAGAAUGAGUUUGACAUAGAUUUUUCCUCCUCGGACGUUCAGUCAACUAAGAUUUUAAUUCGUCGAAAGAUUGACUUCUUCUUUUCUAUCGGUAAAUCGUUCAAUAACAAAUAUUUUUCGUCUAACUUUUGUUUUACCAAAGAAAAACCAACAUAUGGUUAUGAAAUUUGCUCUUGUAAAAUAUUGACGAAUCAACGAACUUGCCAUAGUAACUUUGUUUAAAAUUUUGGUAAAAGGAUAGCAGAUCUGCAAUAAUGAAGCUGCUAUCAAUAUUAAUUACGAGUAAUAUCACAUUUAAAGAAGGUCAUUGAUAUGACUUUGAGGUUACAUUAUCUACACUGCACAAUGUAGUUUCUGUUUCAUAUACAUUUAUGUAGCCAUAAAUUAAUGAUUCAAUUUUAUACUCGUGAAUUUGUUAAAAGCACUUUCCAUUUAUUAUUCCAUUAAAUUGCACUUAUUAAAUCCACAUGGAUUAACAAUAUGGCUAAAAUGUUCAACAUUAUUUUAUUUUUAUUCCGGUUUUAUUCCGUCAAAGGCUUUGUCUUAAGUUUUUUUUUAAAUUUUUUACCGGGAAAUUUCCGUAUGGAGAAAUAUUCUUAUAACAAAUUCUUUUUAUUAUACGUGAAAAUGACCGAAUGAUGUAAGCCAAAAAGCCAAGAUUUAUUUUGUUAAUACUAUUAUUAAUGUUGAUUAAAAUACUUAACGAAUAUAACAUUUAUUAUCAUUACAUAGAUACUUGAAUAAAAGCUGAAAACGUAUCCGGUACCAUUUUGAAAUAAUAGUAGGUAUAUUUUAAUUUUUUUGAUUAUUUAAUAAUAUAAGUUAUAAUUAUAUUUAAGUUAUGUUAAAAAAAAUGUAAAAUUAUAUUAAAUUUGACUUAUUUUUGAAAUUCCCAGUUAUUUACGUAAACAAACAUAAGUUGAUUUAAAAAUGCAGGUUUAUAUAUAAAACUUAUAAAUACAAAGAAAAUCGACGAUUCUAUUCCCACAUUUUCAACAAAAACUAUUUGUUACAUAUUUCAGUUUUAGUCAUAAAUUCAUUUCAUUCAAUAUUUGCAUUGAGCUAUGCAUUUCAGAAAACUGCGAUCCAAAUAAAUUUGGUUGUGAAACAAAGGACAGAAUUUUAUUUAAAAUAAAACUAUAUUUUCAAAAUGUCUGACAGCCGAAAGCUCCUGUUACCGACGUCAACGCGUUAAUGUUAAUUAAAUUAGAAGUAAUUAAAACAUUAGAAGAAUUGUUACGAGGAUUCAGAUGGAAACGAAAUGCGUGAUCUAGUAGAAUAAUUUUAAUUAAUUAAUGUACAAUUGUAAUGUACGCUAAUGCUUUUUGAACUAAUUUCAUUUGAACUUUCAAAAUACUUUUUCAUUAUUAACAUUUUCACUUGCACGAUUCACAAGAAUAAAAAUAUAAUAAAUAAUAAAAAAACGAAUCUGUUAAAUUCUACAAAGCGUUUCAAAAAAAUGUAUGUCAUAUCAGUUUUUUUUUCAUUAAAAAUAAUAAACAAAUAUGUAACAUUAUAUACGUAAAAUUUGCGACCAUAUCCUACCUCGGACAUGUACCAAUGACUAUUUUCAAAAGUUAUGUACAUUAGUUUGUAUACUAACCGAUGUUCUUACGGUGAGGGAAAACAUCGUGAGGAAACCUGCACAUGCAGGCAACUAAAUGUGCAAUCAUGGUCGAUCCAACAUGGGUCAGGUUUACAUGCAAAGGUUGCGGAGGUAAAAUGGAAGUAGUUUCGUGUAAAACCCUGAUUCACCCAAUCCAGGAUCCAUGGUCAAAGGCAUACCCCGGGCUCCUCUCCAGAGUGGUGAGGAUGCAACCGGGACUAAAGCCAGGAGAAAGAAUAAACGUAAGAUUUGUCGGUUAAUUUAAUGUGAUAUUUUAAGACAUUCCUUUUUUGAAUACAUCACGCAUACUAGGUCUAAGGCAAAAUACAUUGUUAUUAUUUUUUUGUAACUAAAUGACCAUUACCAACAUGCUAUUACAUUUAUUUAAGAAUAUAUUUUACUAUUUGCUCAUUCCCCUAAUUGUGAUAUUAUUUAAUUGCUUAUCAAUUGUUUCAUCAAAUCGGAAUGUACAUUGACAACUUUGUAAAUAAAUUAAACUAAAACUAUACGUAAUUGUAGAAUAAAGGUUUAUAUCAAAUCGCAGUGUAUAUAUUUCGUAUUGUUGUAUAUAAAGAGUUUGUAAGAUCGAAUCUAGUAGACCACUUUGGUGGUUUAAAACUGUGUUUUUGUUCCUAGAACAAUUUAAUUAAAUGCAGGUUGGACCUCUUCUGUAGAAAAUUCAAUAUCGUGGUCCGCUGUAAGCCGGAUAGGAAUUUCGUUCGUUGUUUUACUUGAUGUCGCGGGUGGAAAUGUUUUGUUCUUUCCAAUAUGGUUAAAAAUACACAUUACAUUUGAUGGCCAUAUGGAAUAUUGUACCAUUUUCGAUAUGCCGAUUAUACGACGAUGAUACAAUUUCUAUUUGGUUCACUGUAUCCGACCUGUAAGGAAUCAAAUUGGAAAAAAAGGUCAAAGUUGUUAGUAAUUAUAAAGACACCAAGUAUUGUUAGCAUAAAAUAUAUUUAAAAUUUUGAAUUUUCGUGUCAAUAUUCUUUUUUAAUGGACACUAUAUUAAUCCAUUGUUUCAUUUAAUAUUAAUCAUACACGCUUCGUCAAAAUCCAUUAAUUUAAAUCCUAUUUAAUGAAUUAUUUGCAAUCCAUUAAAAUUAUCAACAAAUUAAAAACAUAGCUAGAAAACUUUCAAAGUACAUUGUCACUAAACCGCUGUAGAAAUAAGAUUAUGUAGGAAAUGCCGUCGCGGAUAAACUCUUGCGGGAAACUGCGGAUUUGCGAGAUCUGUUUGCAUUAUACUGUGUCAGGUAAGUUGCGCAAGUAGGUUUUCGCUAAACUUAAACUAGGCGCGGAAACUUUGCCUUCGACGAAACAGGUUCGAUAAACCUUAUAAUUGCUAUAAUAAGUUUUUUUUAAUAAUAGAUUUCAGUGCACUUUACCUCAAUCUGCCUAAUGGUAAGCAAGCUCUUUAUUGCUUUACAUAAGAUCAGACAGAGACAAGUCUUGAAAAGACUGAAAGGCCAUGUUUAGCUGUAUGGCUUAAUGAUGGAAUCGAAAUUCCAAUAGUGACAGGUUGUUAGCCCAUCACCUAGAAUAACAACCUCCAUUUUCACACUACUCUCUUGAUUGACUGGCACAGACUAUGUAUACUACUCUGUCAAGAAAGUAGCAGGAAAAGAUCAAUAAUACACAAACUGUUUGUUAUUCAUCCAAAUUUAUUUUAUCACCUUCAAAAUAUGCUCCUUUAGAAACGAUACACUUACGCCAACGAAUAAUCCAAUCAUCAAAAUAUUUUUUAAACGCUGUUUCCGGAAUUGAGGUCAGUUCUCGCCGCGAAUUCUCUUUUAUGUCUUCUACCGAUUGAAAACGGGUGCCACGAAGUGGUAAUUUGAGUUUAGGAAAAAGAAAAAAGUCGGCUGGAGCCAUAUCUGGUGAAUAUGGUGGUUGCUCGAUGGUAUUUGUUGAGUGUUUGGUUAAAAAUUCGUUCACAAUGAUGGCCUUGUGCGAAGGUGCAUUAUCAUGGUGCAAAAUCCAAGAAUUUUCUUUCCACAAAUCUGGCCUUUUUCGUCGGAUUUGCUCUCUUAAACGCCGUAUAACACUCAAAUAAUAUUCCUUAUUU